UAAAGUAGUUACGACCUUUUCCUCUUAAGCGAUACACUGACUUCACACCGAACGUCACUCUGUUUGUUUACGUUCCGAUUCACGUGACUUUGUUUUACGCGGGCGAUCGCAAGAAUGCGUCUAUUCUCGGUUUUUAAAUGUCUGAUGGUGAUUCGGAGGUGAUAUCCGAAACCAAUAGUGCGAAAAUGAAUUUGCGGAAUAGAAAAUCGUGGCAGAUACUUUCUUGCGCCGCAGUGUUCGCUUAUAGCACCCUUUUGGUAUACCAGACGUUUUCAGGGGGUGCUCCCGCACAAGAGGUACUUGCUGAAGUGAAACUAAGUGCCAAAACUUACCGUUUAGAGAGAAACCUAGCGGAAGAUAGAUCGUCAGUCGAAAACGACAUUCACGAACUUACAAGCGAAGUUGUUCCUACCACUGCUACUGUCAAGCCUCCAUUGACUACUUUAGAUGACGUUUUCAUUAGUGUGAAAACAACCAAAAACUAUCAUACCAAGAGACUGCCGAUUAUACUGAAGACUUGGUUUCAGUUAGCCAGGAAGCAGAUAUGGUUUUUCACGGAUACGGAUGAUCGUGAAUUCCAAACAAAAACAAACGGCCACAUGAUCAACACGAACUGUUCGUCUUCUCACAGUAGGAAAGCCUUGUGCUGCAAAAUGUCCGUGGAAUUCGACACAUUUUUGAAAACUGAUAAAAAAUGGUUUUGUCACUUUGAUGACGAUAACUACGUGAACGUCCCUCGCCUAGUCCGUUUUUUGGGGGAUUACAAUUUCAGGGAUGAGUGGUAUCUGGGAAAGCCGAGUAUACAGGCUCCUCUGGAGAUUAUUAAGAAGGAGAAAAAAGUACUGAAAAAAAUUAAGUUCUGGUUCGCCACAGGAGGUGCAGGAUUUUGCUUAAGCAGGGCGUUGGCUUUGAGAAUGAUGCCGGUUGCCAGUGAAGGCAGGUUCAUCAGUACAGGUGAAAGAAUCCGUCUACCAGAUGACGUAACAAUGGGCUACAUCAUCGAACACCUACUCAAACAACCUCUGACUGUUGUUGAUCAAUUCCACUCUCAUUUGGAGCCCAUGAAGUUCAUCAGGAGAGAUACGAUAGAAGAUCAG
This is a messenger RNA of Leptinotarsa decemlineata (Colorado potato beetle), 1097 nucleotides long. It is a transcript of the gene fng, whose product is annotated as fringe. Gene Ontology annotation, cellular component: membrane. The record is from RefSeq and is a predicted model, not a curated record. Gene Ontology annotation, molecular function: glycosyltransferase activity. NCBI's taxonomy places the organism in Eukaryota, Metazoa, Arthropoda, Insecta, Coleoptera, Chrysomelidae.